UCUGAUUCCUCCUUCGGGGAAUAUUCUUCUUAUUUAUUGCCAUAUAAUAAAACUUACCGGUAGCUUUUAUUUACUAUAAAUACCUCUCGUCUUGAACGUUCACACCCUCCCUCCACUUUCUCUCUUCGUUCUUAUCCUUAUCCUCUUCCGUGUUCUCUUUUGCUUCUGAUCUCCAAAUCCCUGCAAUUCCAAGACACCAAAUCUCUCAUUCGUCGACAUCAUAUCUUGAAAAAGUCUUGAGAGUUCUUGUUCGAUCUCUUAAUUCUUACGAGAAUUGCUCGUCACGCGGUUUAUGAUCUGAGAAAAUUCUUUCGUACCGCUGCCAUUCAUCCAUAUAUCCUCUGGAAAACAAGCCAAAGGCUUUGUCGAGAUCUUUGUGAUUCUUGAGCUUUUCAGACAGGAAAAUCGUUGAGAUUCUUGAGUUGUAUCACAGAAAUGCCGAUCAAAGUGGUUAUGAUAUGAGAAAUCUCACCGAAUUCUCUCGGUGUCUCGUCUUCCACUCUGUUUCUGUCGUGAUCCUCCACUGGUUCUACGUUAUCUCUUGAGAUCCUUCUCUUCUAUUCGCUCCCACCUUAGUUUUCGUUUAUAGGACCUGAAAAAACGCAGUAAUUUUUGUUAGGACAAAAAUCUUUGUUACGUGUUAGGCAAGUCAGAAAAUGGCAAGGACCCCCCAGACAACGAGCUCUGGUUCAGACAAUGACGGAAGAUACGCGACGAUGGACGAGAAGAAGAGAAAACGCAUGAUAUCGAACAGAGAGUCAGCGAGAAGAUCGAGAUUGAAGAAACAGAAGCAAAUGGAGGACAUGAUCCGUGAGAUCUCCACCUUGGAGAGGAAAAUCAAAGAGAACAACGACAAAUGCAGGUUCAUGAGCCAAACCCUAACAACGAUCGAAUCGGAGAACAAGUUUUUGAUGUCGGAGAAGAAGAGAUUGACGAACUACCUGGCCAAACUGGAGAAGAUCACGGAGAAAUCGACGCAGGACAGCGAUCAGAAUGCGGAAAGCGCAGUAGGAGAUUGCCGAAGAACAUGGCCAUUAGGGUUUUCUGUAGGGAGUGAUGGUUUUGGUUCUCUGCAACCUGCAAUGUCGUAUGGAUUGUUCAAGACAUAAGCCCAAGAAGGAGAAGAAGAAGAUGGUGUUGUUUGUUGUAACGCCAUGCCUUUGUCUCGAACGUUUGUCUGUAUGUUCCAAAAACCAGAUUGUUUUAUCAUAUUCAUAAACAACAGUUACUACUGUUGGCUGCAAUUUGUUUUGUUA
Tarenaya hassleriana is the source of this 1256-nucleotide messenger RNA. Its product is annotated as basic leucine zipper 1. Gene Ontology annotation, molecular function: transcription cis-regulatory region binding; DNA-binding transcription factor activity. The record is from RefSeq and is a predicted model, not a curated record. NCBI's taxonomy places the organism in Eukaryota, Viridiplantae, Streptophyta, Magnoliopsida, Brassicales, Cleomaceae. The coding region runs from base 657 to 1109 and encodes 150 amino acids. Gene Ontology annotation, biological process: positive regulation of DNA-templated transcription. The transcript has a single exon. Gene Ontology annotation, cellular component: nucleus.